Molecule: messenger RNA, 921 nt
Organism: Zea mays
Lineage: Eukaryota; Viridiplantae; Streptophyta; Magnoliopsida; Poales; Poaceae
Product: homeobox-leucine zipper protein HOX10
Exons: 5
Coding region: 112-819 (235 amino acids)
Molecular function (GO): DNA-binding transcription factor activity
Source: RefSeq, a predicted model, not a curated record
CAACCGGUCUCUCUCUAUCUCUUGUAGCCGCCCCCGUCGCUCACUCCACACCGCGGCCGCCCCCGCCAUGCCCUCGGCCCCGGCCGCCCCCGCCCCCUGCCCCGGCCGCAGAUGCCCCUGCCGCGCCCGGCCACAACUGCGGACGCCCCCACCACGGACGCCCCCGCCCUCGGCCCCGGUCGCCCCUACCGCAUCCGGCCGCCCCCGCCGCGGACACCCCCGCCAACAAGUACGCCAGGACAACCUCUUACUCAUGAUGAAGCCCUUCUUUCAAGGGACAUCCACCUUCUCCAGCUUUGCACUGGGAUAUAUGAGAAAUCUGUGGGUUCCUCCUUCCAGCUUGUGUUUGCAUCGAUUGAUGAGCAUUUUUCGGAUGAUGCUCCAUUGAUUUCCUCUAGCUUUCGUGUCAUACCACUUGAUAUGAAAACAGAUGGUGUAUCCUCUGGUAGGACACUAGAUUUGGCAUCUAGUCUUGAUGUGGGUUCUGCUGCACCCCAAGCCUCAGGGGAUGCACCUCCAGAUGACUAUAAUUUGAGAUAUGUGCUGACAAUCACCUUUCAAUUCCCUUAUGAGACGCACCUUCAGGACAGUGUUGCUACUAUGGCCCAUCAAUAUGUGUGUAGUGUUGUUUCUACUGUGCAAAGGGUGUCAAUGGCUAUAUCUCCCUCCGAAUCUGGUCUAAAUGCUGGGCAAAGGAUGCUUUCCGGCUUCCCUGAAGCUGCCACACUUGCUAGAUGGGUUUGCCAGAGUUAUCACUACCAUCUAGGUGUGGAAACCCUCUUCGCUAGUGGAGGUAUCGACCAUCACUCGUCACUGUAACACGAUAGUGAUCGACGAUCGUGAGCUUCCAUGUUAUGUGUUCUGAUACUUGAGACUUUUAUUAUGACUAUGUAUGAGAUAUUGUCUCUUAUUAGUACUGGA